CACUGCAAGAGAGCCCAAAGAAUACCGGAUGCGAGUUCACAUAUUUGGAGCAGCAUCAUCGCCUGGAUGUGCUAACUAUGGCAUGAAAUACCUCGCCAGCAAAUAUGAGAAUGAUUACCCAUUGGCUGCAGUCUUCAUCCGGAAAAAUUUCUAUGUGGAUGAUGGGCUUAUCAGUGUCGAUUCAGUUCAAAGAGCCAACCAGCUUGUGAAUGAAGCACGGGAAGUCUUUAGUAAAGGACAGCUGUGCUUACACAAAUUUGUCUCUAACAACAGAAAGGUUUUGGAUGCAAUUCCAGAGAGUGAACGGGCAAGUGCAGUGAAGGAUGUGGACCUGAACUACAGCGAGCUUCCAAUGCAGAGUGUGCUGGGAGUGAAGUGGAGCAUAGAGACGGAUGCGUUCUCAUUCAAUGUCGUCCUCAAUGAAAAGGCAGCCACCCGGCGAGGAAUCCUAUCAACGGUAGCUAGUGUAUACGACCCAUUAGGAUUUCUCUCUCCCUACAUCUUGACUGGGAAAAGAGUGCUGCAAGAGAUGUGCAAACGAGGUGUAGGAUGGGAUGAACAUGUUCCCCUUGAACUGAAGCCAAAGUGGGAAACAUGGCUCCAUGACCUGGAAAAUCUUGAGAAAAUUCAAAUACCAAGAUGCUUCAUUCCUGAUCACCUCAGCACAAUACGAAAAAUUGAGCUGCAUCAUUUUUCAGAUGCCAGCAACAAUGGCUAUGGGCAAUGUUCUUAUAUCAGGAUUGUUGCUGAUGAACAAGUACAUUGUGCAUUAGUCAUGGGUAAGGCCAGAGUGGCACCCACAAGGGUGGUCAGCAUUCCACGCCUUGAGCUCACUGCAGCUACAGUCUCUGCUGCUGUGAGUAGUGUCCUUAGAGAAGAGCUGGAGCUGAAAAUAGACCAGGAGUUUUUCUGGACUGAUUCACAGGUGGUGCUCGGGUACAUCAAGAAUGACGCCCGACGCUUUCAUGUUUUUGUAGCAAAUCGCGUCCAGAAAAUAAGAGACACUACUGAUCCUAGUCAGUGGUUCUACGUCGAAACAAGCCAGAAUCCAGCCGACCACGCAUCUAGGGGUCUCAAGGUGGCAGACCUAAUAGAAUCAAAUUGGCUCAGAGGACCAAAGUUCUUAUGGGAACAAGAAAUUGUUUUUAGCCAAAGAUCCCCAGAGCUUCUUGUAGGUGACCCAGAGGUCAAAGUCCUGAAAACAGAUGCUGUUGAAAGAGACAGCUUCCUCCAUAGGCUGUCAAGACUCUCAGAUUGGAAUACAACCCUCAACAUUAUUGCUCGGAUUCAGAGACUGGCACACAAAGACAGGUCUGGACCCAUUAGUGUAGAGGAACGAAGAGAAGCCGCUCUUGUGCUCAUCAGAGCAGCACAAAGAGAAGCCUUUGAAAAGGAGUUGAAAUUGUUUAGUCAGGAAUCCACAAAGCUACCAAAAACUCACAAGAUGUAUCAACUUGACCCUAUCUUUCAGAAUGGAUUGCUCAGGGUUGGUGGCAGGUUGAGAAUGUCCUCCGCAUCAGUUGAGUUGAAACAUCCAGUGAUCCUUCCUAAGGAAGGCAUUGUCACACAGCUUAUACUUGACCACUGUCACAAAAGGACUCAGCACCAAGGCCGAGGUCAAACCUUGAAUGAGCUCAGAGCCAGCGGAUAUUGGAUAAUAGGUGCAAGCAAGGUAGUGGCCAAGCACAUCAAGAGUUGUGUCACUUGCAGAAAGGUGCGUGGACGGACUGAAGAACAGCGAAUGGCAGACUUACCUGUUGACCGAGUAGAUCCAUCUCCUCCAUUCUUGUACACCGGAAUUGACUGUUUCGGGCCAUUCAACACGAAACAAGGUCGAAAGGAAUUCAAGCGGUAUGGUCUGUUGUUCACAUGUCUAAGCUGCAGGGCCAUCCACUUAGAAAUGUUGGAGGAUCUCACAACAGACGCAUUUUUGAAUGCUUUGAGAUGCUUCAUAGCAAUUAGAGGAGCGGUAAGACAAAUCCGAUCUGACCAAGGUACUAAUUUCCUUGGAGCAAAGAAUGAGUUGGAGAGAGGUCUAAUGGAAUUUGACAAGGAAAGGAUUUCAACUUACCUUGCAAGAAAGCAAUGUGACUUCCUGAUGAAUGUGCCUGAAGCAAGCCACAUGGGAGGCAUUUGGGAACGCCAAAUACGGACGGUUAGGAGCGUGAUGAGUUCUGUUCUGGCACAGGCUAAAGGGAGACUGGAUGACACCUCUUUGAGGACAUUCUUCUAUGAAGCCAUGUCAAUUGUUAACAGUCGUCCACUCACAACAAACACAAUCAAUGAUCCUAAAGGUGUUGAACCUUUGACACCUAACCAUUUGCUCACAAUGAAGUCCAUUGUGCCCCUCGCGCCUCCAGGCAAAUUUGUCCGGGAAGAUUUGUAUGCCAAGAAGAGGUGGCGUAGAGUGCAGUACCUCUCGGAACAAUUCUGGAGCAGGUGGCGCAAGGAAUACCUGGCCAGCAUAAGCCUCAGACAACAGUGGCAUGUGCCCAGAAGAAAUGUGCAAGUUGGGGAUGUCGUUAUUGUCAAGGAUGACAAUAUUCCCAGAAAUGAGUGGAAGCUAGCCAGAGUUGUUGAGGCAAGGGCAGAUGGUGAUGGUCUUGUGCGAAAGGUCAAAAUUCAAAUAGGACAAAGUAAUUUAGGAAAGAAAGGUGAGCGCAUAACGCAACUUUCUUCACUUGAGCGUCCAGUUCAAAAAUUAGUGGUGCUAGUGGAGCAGAAUUCAGACUAGUAUCCUAAAACAUUAAACAGGAAAUAUUAAACUUUCAGACUAAGCUGUUCAAAACCAAGUGUCAAAAAUUAGUUGCUAAAUGUAUAGGAAAAUUACAUGAUUUAUUCAGUUUAUUCAGAAUAUGGUUAACAUAAAUCUUUGUAAUUUUGGUGGCAGUGUAGCUGUCGCUGAAAGCAACAUGGGUCUUUUCUUUCUUUAAGCCUUUAAAGUAUUUAUUUGUUAUGUUAUUAUUACAAUAAUGCAAUGUAAAUAUUAAUAGUAAUUUGCCUAUGUGAGUUUUGUUUUACAAGGGUUGCAGAAAUAGUGACACCUACAGGUUAAACUAGUGAGCUGCAUUUAAUUUAAGUUACUGUGGUCAUGUGAUUAGCCUAACUAAUAGCAGUGCAAAAAUGUGCAUGCAGUUUUUUGGUGCUACGCUGUACACGGAGUUAGAUGCUAAAGAAGAGAAUAAUUAAACAGUAAAGCGUUACAGCAACUCCUAGAUUUCUGGUCGGAAGGCGCACACGUUUUUCACGGUGUUUGAUGGUGUUUGAUGGUGUUUGACGGUGUUUGACGGUGAUUGAAUGCGCUUAAGUUGUGAAGGAAUGCAAUUAAAGAAACGACAAACAUCAGUUGAAGCGUACGUUUUAAUCUGACCAGAAGAAUAAGUUUGGGAGCAGCUACAAGUACUUUUAAUAAUUGGAUGGAAAUCCUUUGCAUUCAAGGACUGCUUGAAAUCUGGAAGCAAUAGACAUCACAAAAUGUUUGUUUGUGGUUCUUUCUGCCUUCAGUUUUGUCUUCAGUAAGAGAAAAGCAGCUCAAUUGGGUUGAGGUCAUUUGAUGUGUAAGAACAUUUAAUUUCGUUGCCUUACAACUUAAGAAGCUCUUGGGUUGCUUUCACGGUAUGUUUUGGCUCAUUAUCCAUAUAUAAUAUUAAGUGCUGUCCUAUCAGUUUUACAGAAUUUGACUGAAUCUGAGCAGAAAGUAUAGCUCUAUAUGCUUCAGAAUGCUUCAGUGACCCAGUUCCAUUGGCAGUCAUACAUGCCCAUGCCAUAACACUUCCUCCACAUGUUUUACAAAUGACGUGGUAUACUUUGGAACAUGAGCCCUUCCUUUCCUUUUCCAUACUCUUCUCUUCCCAUCAUUCUGGUACGUUAAUCUUGCAUCAGAACGGGUCAAAAAAGAUUUUUUUUUGCAAAGUCUAAUCUGGCCUUUCUGUUCUUCAGUAUUACCAGUGAUUUGCAUUUUGAGGUAAACCGUCUGUAUUUACAUUCAUGAAGGCAUCUCUUGAUUGUAGACCUUGACAAAGAUAUGCUUACCUCCACCAGAGUGUUGUUAACUUGGCUAGAUGUUGUGAAGGGGUUUUUCUUCAACAAGGAAAGAAUUCUGCAUUCAUACACUUUAGUUGUCUUCUGUGAUCAUCCAGGCCUUUUGGUGUUGCCGAGAUCAACAAUGAAAUUUUUCUUUUUAAGAAUUUAGCAAAUUGUUGGUUUGGCCCCUCCUAAUGUUUAUGCGAUCUCUGUGAUAGGCCUCCUUCACGUGCAUCAAUGCCUCUUUGGACCGAAUAUUGAGAGAUACAAUGAACAGCUACCAAAUACAAAUUCAAUGCUUGGAAUCAACUCCAGACCUUUUGUCUCCUUAAUUUGUCAUGAAAUAAUGAGGAAACAGGUCAUACCUGCCCAAGAAACUGAUAAUUGCUUAUCAAUUAUCCAAUUAUUUUUAAGACUUUGAAAAUGAAAGGACUCUAACAAAAAUAUUGCAUUAACUGUUUAGGAAUUACAGCCAGUUUUACAAAGUCCUAAAGCUGAAAAUCUACAUUUCAAUGACAUCUUGAUUGUUUCAUUUCAAAUCCAUUGUGGUGGUGUACUGCAAAUUGUCACGA
Messenger RNA from Ictalurus furcatus (blue catfish), 4595 nucleotides. RefSeq lists its product as uncharacterized. The record is from RefSeq and is a predicted model, not a curated record. Gene Ontology annotation, molecular function: nucleic acid binding. The transcript has 2 exons. Gene Ontology annotation, biological process: DNA integration. NCBI's taxonomy places the organism in Eukaryota, Metazoa, Chordata, Actinopteri, Siluriformes, Ictaluridae. The coding region runs from base 29 to 2734 and encodes 901 amino acids.